Molecule: messenger RNA, 3264 nt
Organism: Thunnus maccoyii (southern bluefin tuna)
Lineage: Eukaryota; Metazoa; Chordata; Actinopteri; Scombriformes; Scombridae
Gene: prrt2
Product: proline-rich transmembrane protein 2
Exons: 5
Coding region: 604-1272 (222 amino acids)
Cellular component (GO): membrane
Source: RefSeq, a predicted model, not a curated record
AAGUCACCCACCCUGACUGGUCUCAGGUCACGAACCACCGUCUCUUUGGGCAGUUUAUCGACACAUUUCUGGUUUGAAGCCUUAAUUGGGCUCAUUUCUGAACUGAGAUGGAGGCAGGAGGACCCCUUUUUUAUUUACAUGCUGCAUUAAUGAACAUUAUUCAGUGUUAGGUGGUUUGAGGUUGAAGAGAGGAGGAUGCUAUUAGUCCACCUCCCCCCUCCUCCUCCUCCCACAGCACGUAGUCUGGUUGAUUUCACUUUUCAUUUCACACACACCCCUCCUCCCUGAUCCUUCCUGCCGUCCAGGAGGAGACUCCCCAUCCCAGCACUGCGCUGGAACCAGGCGCUGCAUCCGCCCUGCUGCUGCUGCUCCUCCACCUCUCACACACGACAAACGGAUACUAUCGAAAUUUUAUGCAAAUUGUAUGUUUGCAACAACAUUAUGGCUGCAGAAAAGAUGUUUGGUCGCGUCUGAUGUCGAUUUUUCCACCUGAGAUUACCGCGAUGUUAAAGGCAGGGACGCUCCGGCUGGAUUAAAAAGGUGUAACUACAGGAAGCACUAGCAGGACUGGACCACAAACAGAGGCUUCAUUUUGGUGUCAGCAUGGCUGUGAACAUGAUGCCAGCUCCCGCCAUCUGGCCAGGGGAGGAACAACCGUCGCUGCUGGAUCAGGAGGGCUCUCUGUCGAGCCAAGCCCCCGUCUCCGUGCCGUGCCCGGAUGUCAGAGGUGAACAGCUCAUCCACAGCGGCAGCCCGGACAGCACGAGACCCCCCCGCAGCAAAUCCAAAGGAGAGCUAGUCAUAGUCAUCAACGAGAAACUGAAGAACAGUAACGGGAUCCACCCGGCGCCCGCGGACACCGCCUCUCCUGUCAUCUCCUCUCCUCCGAGAAGACAACACUCCAUCUCCUACCCCCAUCACAGCAAGACCAGGAAGGGAAGCAGGGCGAGCUCCAUCGGCUACACCGCCUUUUCGCCCAGGCCGUCGCUCUCUCGUCACUCCAGCAUCGCCACCAACCCACCCUUGGACCGGACCAAGGUUAAAGACUACCUCCUCCUGUCCGUGCUGGCCUGCUUCUGCCCUGUCUGGCCUAUCAACAUUGUGGGAUUUGUCUACUCAAUCAUGUCCAAGAACAGUCUCGAGCAGGGAAACCUGGAUGGCGCAGUGCGUCUGGGACGUGUGGCCAAGAUGCUCUCCAUGGUGUCACUAGUAGGAGGGACGGUCAUUAUCAUCGCCUGCAUUGUCAACCUGGCCAUAAAUGUGAAAACCUGAGUUUCAUCCCAGGAUGAAACUGGAUAAGGGAACUGACCGUCUGGCCCGCACCUGCACCACCGUCUUUACCGCCUAGUCAUUACCUGGAUGUGUGACAAAAAUGCACCCGAUAUUCAGUGCUUACUUAUAUUUCUGUAAUCUAUAUAAAUCCCUUUUGGCUAAUGGAGGAAAAUAAAAUAUGCAGAUAUUGCUGCUCUGAGUCGGGGGGUGGGAGGGGGGGGGGUUUAUCCGUCUGAUGUUAGAUGGAGAAGGGAGUCAGACUAAUCAGUCCCUUCGUAUCCUGGUCAAAGCACUCAGAACGAUUCUCGGUAUAAGACAUGACUCCUCAAGAACGCUACGAUCACUCGCAGAACUGACUCAGACAAGGUGGACUAUAAAAACAUGGGAGACCAGCAGAGGUGGUUACAAAAAGGUGACACAGGAAGGAUUGCCUCCCAGCUUCAGCGCCACAUGCAAGUCUCAACAAAAUGCACUGCAAAGUCCAUCCUUCACUGCACCGACGACAGGAUGCAUCAGUUUGCUAUUAAAUCCCCUCGGACACGCGGAGAGAGAGAGAGGCUCUGGGAUUAGUGUUGCAGAAAUCCAUCCCUCAAAGAGAAGAAACACUUUCAAUCACAACGUUUUCCUUGUUUCAGACUCUUUCUGUGAUUUUCAUGACUCCUGCCAUACAUCUUGUGUUAGAGAGCAAGCGUACGGGUGGCAAAAGAGGCUUACCAAGGACUAGCUAUGGGUGCUAAAAUGGAAGGGAUUAUGGAAAGUCUUGCACAGAAGGCACACUUUAUCACUGCAAGAAGGGGGAAAAAAAGUGCCAAAAAAAGAAUUCAGGAAAGUUUCUUGCUUUGUGAGGUCCCACCUCUGAUCGCAGAAUUGUUGUUGCAGAGGGGGAACAUCAAAAGUGCAACUGCAACUUCACACUUGUUCGACACCACUAACCAAUGUGAUCCAGAGAAAAAAGGGUACAAGAGAAAGAAGCAGCAAGAUACUUAAAACAUUCAUUUUACAGUAGAGGCUAAUUACGCCACGUCACCUAUAACCUAUCUUUUGAUAACGUUUGUAAAAGAUCAUUUUGGAAAAAGGAAAUUUUGAACCACUAAUUUCAUAAUGUGAUGCUGUUUGAAGUACUGUGCCACAGCUGACAGAUGGUGGUAGUAUCGUGUGCAUAUGGGCAUCACUAUAUUUGAUUAACAAAUUAAAUAGCUUGUGAUUGCAGUCAAAGUUGUGGACCAGCAUCCACAGAUCCCUUCAAACUAGACUGAUUCUUUUAAAAGAUGUAUUCAAAUCACAGCUGAUUCUUACCCUUUAUAAAUCCUACACUCCCUUUUUGUUGUCACAAACAGUCGGAUGCUGUCUUUUGCUGGAUUAUUUGUAAAAACACUGGUUCAGAAAUGGUUUAUUGGUGUGAGAUAUGAAUAGCAGUGUGGUAGCUUAACUUUUCAAAACUAAUUUCUAAAUCUGAUUUAUUAUUGUAUCCUCAAACUAACCUCCAAUCUGUCUCACUGUGAUCUGAAACAACUGGGUUUCAUUCAAGACUGGAUUAAAUUCUCUUAAUUUAUUAUCUGUAUUAAACUGGAUUCCAAAUUUUGUACAGAAAUGGCUCAACUCCUGAGCCUCAUCAGUCCACACCUGCAGCCAAUUUUCUGUUAUGAUUAUUAAUAUGGCGUUUUUCCCUCUGUUACUACUUAAUGUGUAAAUUUAAUUGUAAUCAACAGUUGGUGUACUCUGCUGAUAUAAAUCUCAAUAUUGUGAUAAUUCUCUAGUUUAUGAGUUAGCAUUAAGUAGUCAUAAUCUAACGUAGGCACAGAAACUGUCAGCUAGCCUCCUGACAGUCGUUGUAUUACCACCGGGCUACUAUAAUAUUUGUGGUUAUUGGCAUGCUGUGGCAUUUUUAUUCAUGUAUGAUGAUGAUAGAAGUUGAAAAUGACAAGAUAAGCUGGCACUUGGAAUAUUAUACUUCUGCGGCACAUUCAUAAUAAAGACACAAUGCAUGUGAAA